UAAAAAGGAUUGGUCUGUUUCAUUUCUCACUCUCCAGAAAUGUAAUGGACAUUUAUUGAACAUUGAACAGAUUCUAUUCAUAUUUUUUUUCAAAUGUAUAUUUAAUUAUUCUUCUCUUUUUUCUAGGGAGAACAUGCUCACAAUUAAAAAUGCAUAAUUACACAUCUGAGUUUCUUCUUUUGGAAUUCUCAAAGAUUUGGGAGCUACAGAUUAUAUAUGUAGCCUUAUUACUAAUACUGUAUUUAAUUACAUUAAUAGGGAAUCUUCUAAUCAUCGUUGCAGUUGUUUCUGAUCACCGUCUUCACAUUCCCAUGUACUUCUUCCUAAUGAAUUUAGCCAUACAAGACAUUGGUUCAGUUUCAGUCAUUAUUCCCAAAGCCAUUUUUAAUUCCCUUACAAAUACAAGGCACAUUUCUUAUUCAGGAUGUGUUACUUAAGUUCUCAUGUUUGUUUUUUUUGUCGGUUCUGAUAUUGCUGUCCUAACUCUCAUGGCCUAUGAUCGGUAUGUUGCCAUCUGCAAUCCUUUACAAUAUGAAAUCAUAAUGAACAGGACAGCCUGCAAAAAAAUGAUUAGUUGUGUGUGGAUCACCAGCUUUCUCAAUUCUGUAAUGAACACUGUUGAAACUUUCAUUAUUCCAUUUUGCUCAAAUAUUAUCCAUCAGUUUUAUUGUGAAAUCCCACAUUUACUUAUGAUUACAUGCUCUGGGUCAUACAUAACUGAAAUUGAAGUUGUAUUGUUCAGUUCUACAUUAGGAUUUGGUUGUUUCGUAUUUAUUGUCAUUACCUAUGUGAAGAUUUUUGCUGCUGUUUUAAAAAUUCCUUCUAUUCAUGGAAGAAAAAAGACCUUCUCUACUUGUCUUCCACACCUCACUGUCUUUUCCAUAUUUUUGUUUACAGUUUUAUUUGCUUACCUAAGGCCCAUUUCUAACAAACCAUCAGUUCUUGAUUUUAUAAUUACAAUAUUGUAUUCCAUUAUUCCACCCAUGCUGAAUCCAUUGAUCUACAGCAUGAGAAACAAAGACCUCAAAGCUGCUCUUUCAAAAUUUCUCUGGUUGUUUGUUUUUGAAAAGACCUGUAACUGAAUAGCUUCUUCUUCAUCUAUGUCAAUGGGAAAGAGAAAAUGGAGAGAUGGGAAAUUAGAGUAAGAUUCUCAACAUUUACCCUUCCUUAAGGUAAAAUAUUGUGAUUAGGCAGACGAUGAUGAUUUUAAAUGUUAGUCAUUUCCUGAAGAGAUUUCAACUAAACAGGUGAAGGUUAUUUUUUCAGUUUCAGAAGUAAUUUGAAGACAACAGGUAUAAAAUGAAAUGAAAUGAAAUGAAAUGUAAAUGUAUAUAGUACAUUGUGCAUACAA
Pantherophis guttatus is the source of this 1351-nucleotide messenger RNA. The record is from RefSeq and is a predicted model, not a curated record. NCBI's taxonomy places the organism in Eukaryota, Metazoa, Chordata, Lepidosauria, Squamata, Colubridae.